GAGCGAGCACGCGCGGCGCGUGCACGCCAACAUCCUGACUCCCACGCCGCUGGCCACGUGACCAAAAGAGAAGCUACGUAUGGAAAGUUUGGCUAACUCGCAUUUAUAUUUGUUGUCGCCAAGGCUUCUAAAGAACGGUGAGAGAGGACGCUAAAGGCUGGCCUUCAAGGCAUGCCCCUAAUAUUGGAAAUACAUAUGGAAAUCGGGAGAAAUUCAUGAGAAUGGUUGCCCCGGGACAUUUUCGGGAGGGACACUGAAAUUCGGCAGUCCCCAGGGAAGAUUGGGAAGGUUGGCAAGAACAUGCCAAUUGCACCAACCAAUGAUGUGGCCUUCAGACCUCCAGAUGGUGGCUGGGGCUGGAUGGUGGUGAUCGGGGCUCAUAUCUCCAUUGGGUUCGCCUAUUCUACUCCAAAAGCCCUCUCAAUUUUCUUCGAGGAGAUUAAGGCAGACUUGGAGGCCAGCUACAGUGAUAUAGCAUGGAUUCCGUCUGUUAUGUUAGCAGCCAUGUAUGCUGGCGGACCAGUGAGCAGUGUGUUGGUCAAUCGCUACGGAAGUCGACCAAUAGUGAUACUGGGGGGCCUUAUGUGCGGGGUCUCCAUGGUUGCUGCUUCCUUUGGGAACUCCAUCAUUUACCUUUACUUAUUCAUCGGAGUCAUUGCUGGCUGCGGGCUCGCUUUAAACCUAAAUGCAUCCCUCACCAUCAUCAGCAAGUAUUUUCUGGCCAAGCGUCCUCUAGCCAAUGGACUUGCAAUGGCUGGGAGUCCCGUGUUUCUCUGCUUCCUGGCGCCUCUUAAUCAAUACCUGCUGGACAAGUUUGGGUGGAGAGGAAGUCUUCUCAUCCUUGGGGCUCUGAUGCUCAACUGUUGCGUAGCCGGGGCCUUGAUGAGACCUGUUGGGUCGUGCCUAUCCUCUCCUGCACUACAGAAGAAGUCCAAGGAGCAGGCAGAUAACUCCGACUCCAAACAAUGGAAACAAAGCUGUGGCAUUCAUGCCAAAAAAUUAUUGGAUUUGUCCUUCUUUAAAGAUAGAGGCUUUGUAAUUUACCUUAUUGGGAACAUAUUGUUUAUUUUUGGUGCCUAUGCUCCCAUUGUGUUCCUGUCUGCCUAUGCUGUUAGUCAGGGUGUAGACCAAUACUCCGCAGCAUAUCUACUCUCCAUUAUGGGUUUUGUGGACAUGUUUGUUCGGCCUGGCACCGGCCUGAUUGCCAACAGCAAGUGGAUAAGACCUAGAGUCCAGUACUUCUUCAGCUUUGCCAUGGUGUUCAACGGCACGUGCCAUUUGCUAUGCCCACUGAUCAAAAGCUACACUUUUUUGGUGGUUUACGCUGUAUUUUUUGGCUUGGGUUUUGGCAUGGUUUUUGCCCUUAUAUUUGAGUGCCUUAUGGAUCUAAUGGGAAAUGAGCGCUUCCCCAGUGCUGUUGGACUGGUCACCAUCAUUGAGUGCUUCCCUAUGCUGCUGGGACCUCCUACUGCAGGUUUCCUUGUGGACAUAUUUGAGGACUACAAGUACCUCUUCUUCAUGUGUGGCGCUGUGAUUGUGACGGGUGGCCUCUUCCUCUUUGUCAUGAACUUUUACAACUACCAUAUGAUUGAAAAGCAGAGGAGACAACUGAACCCCAAAAGCCAUAAAGACCAGGACCAGGCUGAGAUGCAAAACACGCUCAAUCACAAUUUUCUUGCGAAGAAGUCCACUGUGCUUGGAAAUGAAACUGGCAGUGACCCCCAAGGAGAGCUUGCGAGCUCCGACAAUGUUGAAGUAAUACCUAUUUAAUUUUAAUUUUCUUAUUUUGUCUACAUGAGCUGUACAUGUGAAGUUGUAUUUUAUAACUAAUGAAUUAUUUGAAAAUCCUACAAUAAGAAGGGGAUACAUAUGGCCGCUUUCGUCGCUGUUUGCCUUACAGAUUAAUUGUGACAAAUUUGGCCACUUUUGCUGCCAGAUGGCGGUAAAGUGUUAAAUAUCUUGAAAUAUGUUUUGUGGCCAGUCCAACUUUAACCACAGCGUCAGUUGCUAUGGAGAGUGGAGGUUUCCAUCAUUUUCAGCAGACUGCAUUGCAAAAUGAGUAACCCUCCCCAUGUUUUCCUCACAUGCAAGAUCCAUCCAGGUAUGGGGCCAUAUGAAUCCCUUCCCUACUGUAGUUAUUUUACCAAUUAACCUUACUCAGUAUUUUAGUUAAAAACAAAUUCCAAAAAUUCCGGACUUUAAGCCGGUACGUUUUUUACGCUUUCAACCCUGCGGCUUAUAACAUAGUGUGGCUAAUUUAUGGAUUUUUCUUUGCUGACGACCAUAAUGCAAAUAAUUUAAAAAAAAAACAAGCAAAGACUGAGCUUUUAACCGGAAGUAAAAAUGCCGUAUAGCCGUCCUAAGCGUAUCUGCUCAAAUGGAUUCUUCAUUCAUCACUCCAAGCAACGUUUGUACGUUUUACAGAAUAACUAAAACAAUUGUUACUUACUUACUAAACCGUCUGAUGUGUGAUGUCUGUAGGAGUGUUUGCAAAUUUGGACGUACUAUCGUAAUGUAAUAAAGUUAGCGUCAUUAGCAUUAGCUAAUGUACUAACCCGUUUACAAGUGUUUGUGUUAGUAUUAUUAACUUACAAUGGCUUUCUUUAUGUAUUGUUUCCGUUUCGUAAUUCAUCAAAACGUUUCCGUUUACUUAUUGAGUCUGUUUUGUUGACGAUGACUUCUGUUUUGUUUGAUCAGCUGUUGCCAUGUUACGGACACCGUUUGGAAACAGUGUAAAUAAGUAAAUAUCUGCAGCUUAUAGUCCGGUGGGGCUAAUACAUAAAAAAUAUUUUUUUCUUAUAAAUGUUGUUGGUGCGGCUUUUUUAUAGUCCGGAAAAUACGGUACAGUCAUGCAGUGAGGUUCAUGGCUGGCAUGACUCUUGAGUCAGCUAUACAUGUGUGUCCAAUUCACUGGUUGCUUCACCUUGUGUUGUUUCUCCGCAGUUUGUUUUCUGAUCCGCAAGAAUAUUAAUGGGACACGUUUCCAUUAAACACAUAAGACAGGCUGUUGGGGAAGGCUUUGAGAAACAGGCCCACGCAGCGCAAUCCACUUAAUGAGGUAGUUCACAUUCUGCCAUGUAUUUUGGGAAUAGCUCAAAUUAAGCUCAAAUUAAGCAAAUAAAACGUUAACAAGGAUAUCAAUCAGACAGAAAAUUAAUUUGCAACCCAAAAUUCCCUUCACAGACCAGUGGACACAAACAAAAAAGUAUUCACAAUUUUUUAUUAGUUUUUUUUUUAUCCUUUUUUUUCACUUUCACUAUCUUUGAUGGCAUUGCUAAAAUGUACCUGAUAGGUUAAAAAAAAUCAUAUCAAUUAUGCUUGAGUUUUUACUCAUUGCGAAAUGUAACAUUCUUCGUAUUAAAUCAGUUAGUACCUCCAGGAUUUUGCAAUGCUGCGAACACGCCCAUUCACCAUCCCGCAACUUCCCUGCACGUUUGCCAAUCAUCGUCAUUUGUGCCAAUCGUGUUUGUGUCUGAGAUGCACUGAAAUGUGUUCGUCAACUGUCAUCAAAACAGUGAUACACAUCAAAACAUAUAGUUUUUUCUUGUGUAGACCAAGCCAGAACAAACGCUUAUCAUUCAAUCAAAAUGUUUUUAUACCACCCUUAAACACAAGUCUCUCAAAGAAUUUCACUUACAAUGAAAUCCCCUGAUCUAAACAAACAUCCGAACAAUGAAAAACUUUAAAGACCACCGCUAAGGAAAAAGAAGAAACCUUGAGAAGGGACUGCAGAUGUAUGAUCUGAACCGAGGAUGUCGUUGUGGCUUGUGCAGCCCUUAGAAAGACUUGUGAUUUAGGGCUAUAUAAAAAAACAUUCAUUGAUUGAUAGGAACCCACCUUCCAGGGUGACCAGCUGCGAUGGAUUUCGAGUGGGUAUAACUAUUGAAUUGUUAAAUUGAUAGAUCAUGUGGGAGUCCAGUCCAUCGGGAAGCCAACAGAUAGUCAAAGGGGGAUUUUCCGAGUUUAGCCAGUGAACUUAACAUGCAUAGGUAAGUUAUUUGGAUCAUAAAUGAAAGUUUUAGAGUAAAACAUACACUGAGAAUGUCUGCAAUUUGUGGAUAACAGUGGACAAUGAGGAAGCCUUUAGUGGUGUUUCGUUCUGGUACUACAAUUAUUGCUAAUAUUAGGUAUAAUUGAUUAGUAUGGUGAUUUGACAAGCGAGCUCCGAGCAUAUGCUUGUCUACUUUUAAGCCUUGUAUAAAAAGAGUAAAACAUCAAUACAGUAUUUUUUUAAAUUUUUGUUAAAAUAUUUUACUCUUUGAUAUCAUUGAUUACAAAUUCAUAAUAUCACAUGUCGAUCCAAUAUUAAAAUAAGCCUCAAAACAUCACAACUUUUAUCCGAACUUUCUGUGUAAGUCCCUGCAAAUUCAGUGCAUUUUUGGCCCAACAAUCACAAAAAAAUCCUGGAGGAACUGGAUAUUGCCGAUGUAGUCGACGUUAGAUAAUGCAGCCAUGCGGCAGGAAGUUGUGUAACUUCCACACCGAUAAUGUGUUGACACCCUGCGGCGUUAAGCUCACUGGCUAGCAUUGCAUAAAUACCUCAACCGGUCGGGAGACGCGUUACAAAAAUAUGAACUCAUUGUAGUUCUAGGCACGGUUACACGUGAAUAACUUUCUGUCUAGAAUUAUGGACUAAAGUAGUGCUUAGGUUAAAUACAUCGAAACAUAAGCUUGUACUCUAUUUUGCUGUCUCCCGAGGCCCCGAACCCAUGAACAUGUCAUCUUUCAGCACACUUUUUAAACAUUUGCCAAACAAACUACUGAAAACUGAAAAUGUUCUACACGUGUCAAAUAAUGUCACCUACUUGCCCUGGAAGUGAGGAACACGCUAUACGAGGCCUGGACAAUUAUUUGGACAAAAGCGGCAAAAUUUAGGAAAUAAAAUGUGUCAGAGAGCCGGUGUAUCUGUUUUUAGGAACACUAAUACAAAAACCUCACAAUAAUGUCUGAUUGAAUGCUAAAAACGUUAUGAUAAACCGCCUUAAAAAAACAGAAUGGAAUUUAGUUUUUUUUUACUGAAUAAGACACCCAGAAUGUAAAUGAAAAUAAAGAAUGUAGGAUUUACAAUAUUAACUAUGAACGAUAAAACACUGAAUAUUUUACAAUCAAGCGAAAUGCAACAAACACAGCAAAAUAUGAAUGCAAAGAGUAAAAAAAAACAACCCACCUACAAUCUGAUACAUCUGAGUUGUCACUAAGCUUUAGAUCUUUGUUUUAAAAAUCUCCUUCCGAGUCUGUCCAUGACACCCUCAUUUCAGGCUGGCAGCUAUGGAAACACUCUGUUGAAACGCUCCCCACCCAUACUGCUUGGUGCCUCGUCUGAGUUGCUGUGAUUUAGAUUACCAUAGUAACUAGUAGGGGUGCGGGAAAAAAUCGAUUCGAAUACGAAUCGAAUCGAAUACGUUGUGCGAUUCAGAAUCGAUUGUCUUUUUUUAUUUUUAUAUUUUAUUCUAUUUUAUUUUAUUAUUAUUUUUUAAUCAAUACAAUAAACCACUACACAGCAAUACCAUGACAAUGCAAUCCAAUUCCAAAACCAAAUCUGACCCAGCAACACUCAGAACUGCAAUAAACAGCAAUUGAGAGGAGACACAAACACGACACAGAACAAACCAAAAGUAGUGAAACAAAAAUUAAUAUUGUCAACACAGUAUCAACAUUAGUUAUAAUUUCAGCAUAGCAGUGAUUAAAAAGUCUUCAUUGAUAUUAUCAUUAGACAUUAAAAAAACCAAAAAAAACAAUAUUGUCACAGUGGCUUACACUUGCAUUGCAUCUCAUAAGCUUGACAACACACUGUGUCCAAUAUUUUCACAAAGAUAAAAUAAGUCAUAUUUUUGGUUCGUUUAAUAGUUAAAACAAAUUUACAUUAUUGCAAUCAGUUGAUAAAACAUUGUCCUUUAAAAUUAUAAAAGCUUUUUUCAAAAAAAUCUACUACUCUGCUUGCAUGUCAGCAGACCGGGGUAGAUCCUGCUGAAAUCCUAUGUAUUGAAUGAAUACAGAAUCAUUUUGAAUCGAAAAAAUAUCGUUUUUGAAUCGAGAAUCGAAUCGAAAAAAUCGAUAUAUUAUCGAAUUGUGACCCCGAAGAAUCGAUAUUGAAUCGUAUCGUGGGACACCCAAAGAUUCACAGCCCUAGUAACUAGUAUAUCAUGCAAAAUGGCAGAUUUCACCAUUGAAAUACUUUGUAUAGUUCAAGACUUAUGGUCAUUUGAAAACCUCACUGCACAUCAUAAUGGCAGCUACAGUUUCCAUCUUAAAGAUCUAAAAAAAAAUUUGAGGGGAAGGUCCGGCGGGCCAGAUUGAAAAGCUUAACGGUCUGAUGUGGGAUCUAAACCGAGGAUGUCGUUGUGCCUUGUGCAGCCCUUUGAGACACUUGUGAUUUAGGGCUGUGUAAAUAAAUAUUGACAUUGAUUGAACAGCAUGCAGCCCCUGGGCCUUAAUUUGCCCAGAUCUGUGCUAUACUGUAUUACAAAAAAAAACCCAAAAACGCCAUUGAAAUUACUAUUAUUAUUUGUGUUGUACAUUGAUCAAAGUUGUCAGUCACCCUUAUGUGACGCGACGGUGUUCACAGAUAUCAACAAAUAUGUCUGUGACUCCCUGAAUCACCUCAGCUUGGUUACAAUAAGGACGUAUAUUUAUUGUACUUGUGUUGUGUAACUACUGUAUCUCCUGACACUGUUGCACUGACUCCUUUCCUUCAGAUUGAUGUCCUGAAGCAGAACUUGAAUGUGUUAAAAGUGUAAUUACUGUACGAGUAUCAUUUCAGAUCAGGUGCACAUUUCCUAUCAUGAACACUGUAUAUCAAGUAUUCCAGCGGUGAGUAAUGCUGCAAUCCAGACUGCUUGAAACUUCUGACGUCUAGACCAUUUUUCUUGUAUUCGUUCUUAGGCCUUUCCUCGUCUUCAAUGAUAAUGAAACAGAAAUACAAUAUUCAACAAGUAGAAAUAAUUUUUAUAAGCAGUGUUUUUUUAUGUUAUUUAGUCUUCAGUUUUAUUUUAUACCAUUAAGCAGGGCCCGUAGCUAAGUUUUUAACGACAACGACACUUGUUUGCAUAAUAUCAAAACGCUAGCUUUUUUUGUUAGUUUUGCAGGUAUACAUAUUUUGUUACUUGAUGAAUGAUUCCUGUUAGGAUGCUAACGUUACUAUGCUUGCUUCUUUUUUUUUUUUCAAACCUAUUUUUGUAGGUUUACACCUCAGUCAUAUUUUGGUACUUGAUACAUGCUAACAUUUCCAUGUGCAAGCCUCAUAGAUAGAUAUUGUGGUACCUGAUGUAUGUUACAGUUAGCAUUUUAGCAUGCUAACAUUAGGUUUGUGUUUUUUUCUUUAGCUAAUUUAGCAGGUGACCUCAGUGUCAUAUGCUUUGGUAUUUCGCUAAUGUUAAUUGUAAGCAUGCUAAUGUCAGUAUAGUACUUUUAGCAUGCUAACUUUGCUCAGACACGUUGUCACUGGAUGUUUUUUGGCCAGCGGGCUAAAUGUUAGCGUCAUAGUUGGGCUACGGUCAUAUAAUCAACCAUCAACCAUUGUGUGUGACCAGUUUAACAGUACAGAUUGGACAUAUUUAACAAUCAUACACAUUUACACACAAAAAGAAAAGAAAAGAAAAAGAAUGAUCGAAAAAGGAAUGGGUUGUAGCCAAAGCUUAUAUUUGCCUAUCCUAUACAUUCACUGAAAAUUAGAUUGCCUGAAACAUCAACGUUUAAAAAAAAUCAAUGGGAUGAAAGUAAUUGUUACUAUAUAUUAUAUUUUUCAAUUAUUUAACCUUUCAAGGUUUUCUCAAACCUUAAGAAAGAACUACAUGUCUUCAACUCAUCACUGAACUUGUUCCACCAUUUAACUCCUAAAAAUGAAAUACAUUUGUAUUUUAUAUUCGUUUUUACUUUAUGUAUUUCAAAAAUCAAUUUCCCCUGUAAAUUCUAGUUUUCUCCUAUUAAUUGAAAUAACCUAAAAAUACAAGCUGGAAGGCUGUUCUUUACUCGAAACAUAAUUUCCAUUGUUUUUAAAACACAGCAUCUGAACAUUUUAACACAUUAGAACUUAUAAAUAAUAGAUUGGUAUGUGCACGCUUGUGUGUUAUUCUAAUGGCCCUUUUUUAAAGUUUAAUUAUUGGGUCUAUGUUUGUUUUAUAAACAUUUCCCCAAAUGUCAACACAAUAUGUUAAAUAUGGAAAAAUAAAAGAAUAAUAUAACGUUUGCCAACAUUUCUUAUUCAGCAUGGGUUAAGGUUGGAGUUAGACCUUUCUACCAAAAUUGCAUUUUCUGGUUCUUUGAAAAAAACAUUAUACGUUGCACUAUUUUUGAAGGCGAUAACUGCCAAAAUGGCCCCUUCAUCCUUUGAGUUGUCGGUCUGUGGCCCUCAGGUUUAGGCAGUCCUGGUAUAAAAAGUUCCAAAUUAUGCAGCAAAGAAAACAGAUGUUUUGAAAGUAAACUUUGUUUAAAUGUAUUGCUUUGUUUGAACUUUGUUUUUUAAUGGCUUUCAAAAUAAAAAUGUCCAACCAAAAAAAUGUGACAAUACCUUUGACUAUUUUGUGAAUGUGUUUUGUGAUGUUAAAUAAAAGAUUGAAGAUUCUUGAUGGAAUUGUUAUAGUUAGUCGUAUCUGGUCACGAUGCAUCUUUUUCAUUUUUGAUACAAUUGAGUAUUGGCCAACGUCCAUAUUAAUCUGAUACAGUAUCAGCAUGAACCAUAGUACAUAUUUUAAGCAUAUUGUACUGAGGAACAAUAGAAAAGUUGAACUUAAUCGAAUGAAAUUACAAUCGGAGAAUAGUUAAAACCCAUUUAUGAACUUUAAUGGACUUUUGCUGUCUUUAAGUUAAAGUGUAGUGGUAUUUUUUUUGGCAAAACCUAGUGGUCACGAUAAUUAAGAUCAUGACAAUAUUUCGAAUGAUGCGGACACAUUUGUUACUGGAUACGUUAUUACGCCUUUGCCUUGGAGACAUUGUAUUGCCAGUACUAUGCAACUUUAAUUAUUUGAUACUCGUCUAUAUUGACAAAUUAGGUGUUUUAGACUGCAAUAUUGUUCUAUUAAGGACACUUGUUACUGUCAGACUUUUCCCUGACAGUUUGGCUAUGUUUUAGUUUUUCCUCUGCAUUUGUCUUUGUUUCCUGUCUCCGCUUUUAUUUUGUCUUUAUUUCCUGCUUGUUUCUCUGAGUGCUGUGUCCCCCCAGCUGUGGCUGAUUGGCACCUGGUGUCAAUCAGCCAGCUGCUAUUUAGACCUGUUUUCUCCUCCAGUCAGUGCUGGAUUAUUGCCGCACCUACCGGUUGUUUGUAACUACUACCUGUCAAUGUGAUUAUUACUUAUCGUCGUAGCUGUGUCUACUUUUGUUCACUCUGCUCAUGCCAUAGUUCCUUCUUGUCACAGUGUUUUUUUCAUAGCCUAGUUUAUCCGCCUCGUGCGCACCUUUUAUUUGUACCCUUUGUUUUGUUUUGUUUUCGUGUUUAAAUUAAAACCAUGUUUUUGUACUCAA
Messenger RNA from Nerophis ophidion (straightnose pipefish), 9457 nucleotides. Its product is annotated as monocarboxylate transporter 2-like. The record is from RefSeq and is a predicted model, not a curated record. The transcript has 6 exons. Gene Ontology annotation, molecular function: monocarboxylic acid transmembrane transporter activity. Gene Ontology annotation, cellular component: membrane. NCBI's taxonomy places the organism in Eukaryota, Metazoa, Chordata, Actinopteri, Syngnathiformes, Syngnathidae. Bases 301 to 1770 code for a protein of 489 amino acids. Gene Ontology annotation, biological process: monocarboxylic acid transport; transmembrane transport.